Molecule: messenger RNA, 1257 nt
Organism: Strongylocentrotus purpuratus (purple sea urchin)
Lineage: Eukaryota; Metazoa; Echinodermata; Echinoidea; Camarodonta; Strongylocentrotidae
Product: E3 ubiquitin-protein ligase TRIM33
Exons: 1
Coding region: 1-1257 (418 amino acids)
Biological process (GO): positive regulation of DNA-templated transcription
Cellular component (GO): chromatin; nucleoplasm
Molecular function (GO): zinc ion binding; ubiquitin-protein transferase activity
Source: RefSeq, a predicted model, not a curated record
AUGGCGCUAUCGAAGAACAACCCAUACAGUUUGGGUGAUGACUUAACAUGUGGGAUUUGCGAGGGUAAACUACGCAAUGGACAGUUCCUAAAAUGCUUUCAUUCUUUCUGUGAUCAGUGCUUGAGACAGGAGAAGAAACGAGAGCCAGAAAGACCCAAAUCAGCAAGCUUCCCUGGCAUUGGAAACAGUGCGAUAAGUGUAGCGCAAGGUGUCUUUCGAGUAGCAACCAACUUUUUUGCGUUGGAUCCUGAUGGCGAAGAGAUACGAGGUCUUAAGCUCCCAGCUUGCCCGAUCUGCAAACGAAAUGGAAAAGCAGAAACUCAUGAUUCCAGGCAGUAUUUCUUCCCAAACAUUUUUGCAGAAAUGAAGAUCGGAAGUGUGGAUUUCACGGACAAACUACGCGGGAAAGCAGAAUCUAGUGACACUUUAAUCUGUGAAUCAUGCCAAGAGAACAAUUGCAAGGUUACAUCUUUCUGUAGCGAUUGUAAACAAUUCAUCUGCGCGACUUGCGUCGUAGCACACAAGAAACUGUCUGUGACUCGCAAUCAUUCAAUCGUGUCUACAAAUGACAUCAAGAACGGAAAGAAUCUAGUUGACGUCGACAAUGCUCACACAUAUUCAACAUGCAGCAGUCAUCCGUCGUCACUCUCCACAAAGCUCUGUACUAUAUGUCAGGUAGCUAUCUGUACCGAUUGCGUUUCAUCAGAGGAGCAUCGUAUGCACCCAUCUAUAGAUGUCAAGGAUGGUAUUAAGCCGUUCUUGGACGAGGCAAGUACCUUGGUCAGCAGGUUCACCCCAUCAAGAUUUGACAAAAUCGUUGUGGCGCACCUGGAGCAUAAGAAGGCUAUUGCAGAUAAAGCCGAAGAGCUUCGGAAACAGAUCAUUGAAGAUGCUGACAUCGCCCGGGCAGAACUCCUGCAGCAGCUCGAGGACAAGAAAAUGUCCAUGUUGGCCAAGGUGUCUAGGGUCGAGAGUGACUCGACUAAGGCAACCAACGAGCUCAUCAAGUCCUUGGAGGAGCUGAGAAUAAAGGCAACCACGGCAGAGAACUAUGUCGAUGUCCUAAAGCGCAGAGGCACCGUAUCCAAUAUAUUAAUGGCAAGGCGUGGGGGUUUCGUAGAUCUCCUCAAGGAUCUUACAGCUGAUAUUGCCAACAAAGAAUCUUCGAAGACACAGGGAACCCUUAGACUACAUACAACCUCGUUCCCUUUCCCGCGAUACCAACUGAAAUGGUAUUCACUUCAAUAUAGUGAAUGA